AUGCAGGUCCAGAAGAUGUCAGACUUGCCACCUGACAGAGUGUCACCAGAGCCACCAUUCACUCAUGUUGGUUUGGAUGUUUUCGGACCUUGGAUGGUGACUGCCCGUAGGACAAGAGGAGGGCAUGCUGAAAGUAUACGAUGGGCCGUCAUAUUCACUUGUCUGAGCACUAGAGCGGUGCACAUCGAGGUCAUAGAGACGAUGACCACUGCAAGCUUCAUCAAUGGACUCAGACGUUUCAGUGCCAUUAGAGGGCCCAUUAAAACAAUUCGAUCAGACCAGGGCACAAAUUUCAUUGGAGCCUGUAAAGAACUCAAACUCAACACAACUGAUCCUGAGUUGAAGACAUACCUUAAAGACAACAAGAGCACAUGGAUAUUCAACCCUCCCCACUCUUCCCACAUGGGCGGAGUGUGGGAGAGGAUGAUCGGCAUUGCUCGACGGAUUUUGGAUGCUCUUCUCCUCAAGCUGAAUCCAUCGUAUCUCACACAUGAGAUACUAGUCACUCUGAUGGCGGAAGUCACUGCCAUUAUGAACUCAAGACCAUUGGUCUCAGUGUCCUCUGACCCAGAAGCGCCAGCAGUUCUUACCCCAUCAAUGUUGUUGACACAUAAAAAGGAUACAUUGGCUGCACCUUCUGGGGAUUUUGAUGUUAACGAUCUUUCCAACAAACACUGGAGGAGAGUCCAAGCCCUUGCUGAUGCCUUUUGGAAAAGGUGGAGGCAGGAGUAUCUGACGACGCUUCAAACAAAGGGAAAAUGGAAUAUGGAGAAGCCCAACCUGCAAGUAGGAGAUGUGGUGCUGCUGAAGGACUCACAAAUGAAAAGAACUGAGUGGCCUACUGGACUUGUGGUUAAAACCUUUCCUAGUCGAGAUAAUACAGUGCGUAAGGUGGAGGUUAAAGUAGUCAAACAUGACAUUCCUAGAGUGUAUUUGCGUCCUAUUUCAGAGUUGAUUUUACUGUUCCAUGCAAAAAAUGUAUAG
This is a messenger RNA of Pygocentrus nattereri (red-bellied piranha), 984 nucleotides long. RefSeq lists its product as uncharacterized. The transcript has a single exon. The record is from RefSeq and is a predicted model, not a curated record. Bases 1 to 984 code for a protein of 327 amino acids. Gene Ontology annotation, biological process: DNA integration. Gene Ontology annotation, molecular function: nucleic acid binding. Lineage: Eukaryota; Metazoa; Chordata; Actinopteri; Characiformes; Serrasalmidae.